AUGACAAAUUUAACAACAAAUAAUACACAACAAAUCGAACCAGUUUUACAAUUUAAUAAUACUAAACAAAAAGAAUUAACUAGUAUUGCAACACAUAGUUGUCAACGAUAUUUAUUUUGGACAAAUAGUAAAUUAGGAUCACAAACAAUAGAACGAUCGACAUUAGAUGGUGAUGAUGUUCAAAUAAUCGUUGAUAAAGAUUUAUAUUUUCCAACUGGUAUAACAGUAGAUCAAAAAUUGAAUCGUAUCUAUUGGACAGAUGAUACAGAUGGUGAACAUUAUCUAAUUGAGAGUGCUGAUUUAAAUGGACAACAUCGUCAAGAGAUCUUACAUGCACGUCAUCAUCAUCCAUUUAAUAUUAUUAAAAUUCAGGAACAAAUCUUUUGGAUUGAUUUUAAUGAAAUUUGGACGUUAAAUUUAAAUAAUGAUACCAUGCCACAUCAGUUAGCCAAAUUUAAAGAUGUGGAUAUGGUACAAAUGACAUCAUUAACUUCACCAUUCAUACCACAAGAACAAUGUAAUGCUAUUAUUGAAACAAUACCAACAACUAAAUCACUUACAUCAACAUCUACAACAACAAUGAUUACUAGUACUAGUACACCAUUAUCAAAUAAUGACAAUCAACAAACAACAAUCGUCGAAGAAGACAACAAACAAACAACAACAACCACAACAUUAGAAUGUUUAAACAAUGGUGAAUUAUAUACAAAUGUCCAUGGUAACACAAUAUGUAAAUGUCCAGCAGCGUACACGGGUGAUCGUUGUGAAGUAGAAGCAUGCCAUAACUUCUGUAUGUCUGGUGGUAUAUGUUCAAUACAAGGUGCUAGUGAAGGAGCUAGUGAUUAUGGUGCACCACAAUGUUUAUGUCCUGUAGGUUAUACAGGAUUACGUUGUGAAAUCAAUAAAUGUGAUCAAUAUUGUUUAAAUAAUGGUUAUUGUUCAAUAAAUAAUGAAACAUUAGAAGCACAAUGCGCAUGUUUGGAUGGAUUUAAUGGUGAACGAUGUGAGAUGAAUAAUAAUGGUGAUCAACAAGAACAACUCUGUAGAAUUAUUUGUGAACAACAUGAUUUAUAUCAAAUAUUAAAGUCACAACAUGAUACAUCUUUAUGCAAAUGUGUAUACGAUGUUAAUAUACCAGCAGCAUCAUCAAACAUACAAGAAGAAUUAACAUCUGCAUCACAACGAGGACAAGAAACAGGCGCAUCAGAUGAGACCUAUGGAAUGUUUGCAAAAUUACAAGAUCCAUUUGUAAUUGUGUUAAUUGUAUUAGUAAUUGUUUUAAUACCCGUCAAUAUGGCAUUAACAACAGCUGUGUGUUGGCUUAAAAAACGACCGAGAAUUAAACGUCGAAUUAUUGUAAAUAAGAAUGUAACACCAUUAACAAGUCGUCCAAAUGAUACACGAUCACCAGGUCCAGGUGAUCAAUGUGAGAUUACCAUUGAGAAUUGUUGUAACAUGAACAUUUGUGAAACGCCGUGUUUUGAACCACCCCAAUUACGUACAUCAACCAAAUCAUCAAAGACUGAAGAAAAAAAGACUCUACUCACAAAUAUGGAAAAUGGUGAUGACUUUUACUAGCAUUUGAAGCAACAAAGACAUGACCAGAGCUAUUUAAAAUGGAUUCCAUGGAUCUGGGUCUGGUGCUAUGAUGGUUUAAAUUCAAAAUUAUUACGAAUUUUAUAAUAGGAGAUAUAUAUUUAUGCCAAAAAAAAUAAUUACCAUUAACGGUGUGGUGUGGUGUGGGGGUGAUGAUAAGUGAAGAUGAAUUGUGUGAGGUUUGAAAUUUAUUUUGAUAUUGUUUAGGGGGUGGUAAGACUGCACAAUAUUAGAUUUAAUUUUAAAUUAAAACCAUCACAUCAGUACUACACCUAAAUAGUACAGUACAGUACAGGGUCGUCUAAGCUAUAUUGGGCAUCGGGGGUGCGCAAAUCAGACGGCACCCCCCUUACCAACAACAAAAUUAAAUAAACAUCAAAUUAAUUUUUCUAGCUUUUAAAUUGGCAAACUUUUUUAUGAUAUCGUCUGUUUUGAAAUCUACUUUCGAUCGAUACCAUGACCAAAUUUGUCAAUCUCUCUUGAGUCAUGGUUGAUCGUAAGUAGGUUUGAUUAAUUUCAGUUUUGAGAAAGGACGUUUCGCCUUCUCUUGUAAUAAUAAGAUCUAAAUUGCUUGUACAUUGCAAGUUGCAGGCGCACUUUGUAACAAAGUUUGGGAGCAAAGGGUAUGAGAUACUCAAAAAUAAAUCAUAUUCUUGUGAUUUUUUUUACAGAGUACUUUAUUUAUUAAUAUUUUGAAACAUACUGUACAUUAUUAAGCAUUAUUCUAAUAAUAUUCUGCUACAUUUUCAUGAAAAAAUAUUAAUAAUUCAGCCAGUGGUAGUGGUGAAAAUCGAGUCACCUCAAACAAAAUUUUCCAUACGGUAUCCAAGAUAACUCGGGCUUGCUUCAUCUGAAAUUCAAAAACCAAAGGGAUUUCUUUCGUAAAAAAGUUUGUCUUGAAUAUGAACGAAAGAAUUAUCAAAAUUAGUAUUUUAGAAAUUUUGGUGAAAGUGCAAUCAAAAAACUCUGAUUUAAACUUCGAUUUUUUGCCAUAAAUUUCCAAAAAAAGGUUAUUUUUGAAAGAAAAAAACCUUUGUUCAGAAACUAAUGAUUAGUAUGUAAAUGAAGUGUGGAAGUUAAGGCAAAAUCGGUCCAACUGUUCGUCCGGAUACUCAAAACUCGGAAAGUUUAGAUCCUAACAACUAAUAUAUCUUAUUCUCUUAUAUAAGUUAUAUUCUGACCCAAGAAAUUUCCGACCCUUGUUCCCCUUAAGUACUUUUCAAAACUGAUUGAUUAUUGGCUAGAUCCUCCCAAAACCCUAUACCCUUGCAUCCCCAAAUAAAGACGGCCCUGGUGCAGUAGAUAACCUGGAUAAAAAGUAAAUUAAAUUUCCGCUGUACUUAGUUUUAAAAUAUAGAAUGACAUGACACAUGAUGUGAUAUAAAUGUGAUGGAUGAAUGAAG
Molecule: messenger RNA, 2999 nt
Organism: Chrysoperla carnea
Lineage: Eukaryota; Metazoa; Arthropoda; Insecta; Neuroptera; Chrysopidae
Gene: cue
Product: protein cueball
Exons: 6
Coding region: 1-1578 (525 amino acids)
Source: RefSeq, a predicted model, not a curated record